UAGCGCAUAUCGCAAAAACAAGACGUCGCGACGUGCGCCAAGCGCGAAAAAACGAACGCAAAGUUUCAUACUUUCCUCAUUUACAAAAAAUCAGUGUGUAUGUAAUGUAACGCGCAACAAAAUCAUCAUGUCGCGCAUCACUUGGAAUUCCACACAAAUUUUCGUGAUAUUCAUUUGUUUCGUUUGUUGUUUCCUAUCAACAAAUGGCAGUGACGAUGAUCUCCGCUCCACCGGUCGCCUCCGACGUGCAUGCUCCACACGUGGUCACAUCCCUCAACCACCAAGCCGCGUCAACACCACCGGCCGCCUCCAUUUCCUCCGCCGUGCGAUGCUCACCGAAACCGUCCUGCGUGAUCGCGCCAUUGACGCCUAUCUCAUCACCUCAGACGAUGAGCAUCAAACUGAAUACGUUGCUCCUUACGACCGCCGAAGGGAAUACAUCUCCGGCUUCUCCGGAAGUAAUGGCGACGCCAUUGUUACACAAACCCACGCUGCACUAUGGACAGACGGCAGGUAUCAUCUCCAAGCAGAUGAUCAACUCAACUGUGACUGGUUACUGAUGCGUGAAACACAAACAAAAGUACCUACGAAAGCAGAAUGGUUAAAGAGGGUGUUACCACCACAUGGACGCAUUGGAGCUGACCCUAAGCUGGUCUCAGCCGCAGCAUGGACCAACCUCGAGUUGGAUCUGGAGAAUUCCACGCUGAAGCUGGUCCCGAUUAGUGUCAACCUCGUGGAUGAGGUGUGGUUUGGCCAUGAGGAUACCAUACGGGAGAAGGACGCUUUUGUCUUGGAUAUUCAAUAUUCAGGCAGGAAUUGGACAGAUAAGGUUGAGGAACUUCGGCAGGAGUUGAAUUAUACUGGUGUUGACGCUAUGGUGGUCACCAGUCUAGCUGAAAUUGCUUGGUUGUUGAAUAUUCGUGGUAGGGAUACCUACAAUCCGUUUGUUAAGAGUUAUGUGGUUUUGAGUAACACCAGCGUGCAUUUUUACGUUGAUGGUUAUAAACUGGUUAAAAAUGGCGUCGAUAAGUAUCUACGCAUUCAUUACGGGGUGAAUCGUGAGUCAGUUAUUGUACAUGAUUAUAAAGAAAUCUGGACGGAUUUACCAACGAAAACACAAGCAUGGGACUAUGUUUUGGUACCGUCGAUAAGUGUGUUUAGUGACGGGGCGAGUCAGGCCAUUGCUUCGUUGAUUCCGAAGGAGAAACGUGUCAGUAAACCUUCUCCGAUUAUUGCGUUGAAAGCUAGGAAGAAUCCGAUUGAGAUUGCUGGUAUGGAACGCGCGCAUAUUCGAGAUGGCGCUGCGAUGUGUGAAUUUUUAGAGUAUUUAGAACGUCGGUAUGCGGCUGGUGAUACUUGGGAUGAAAUCACAGUGGCGAAUAUCAUAAAUCUCAUUCGCUUCGAGCAGAACUUCAGCCUUGGCAAUAGUUUUGAAACUAUUGUUGCCUUCGGUCCAAAUGGGGCCUUACCGCAUUAUGAACCUACGAAUAGUACUAAUAUGAAGAUUUUUAGUAAUAGUACGGUUGUUAUCGAUUCAGGAGGACAAUAUUAUGAUGGCACUACAGAUGUUACUAGAACAUUACACUUUGGUGAACCUACAGCAGAACAAAUAAAUGCAUACACACGUGUGCUCAUGGGAUUGAUUCAAUUAUCGCGGUUGACGUUUCCAGCGAAUAUGCGCACAUCAGUGGCGGAUGUAAUGGCGCGGGCGCCAUUGUGGGACGUUGGUUUGGACUAUAUGCAUGGUACCGGGCAUGGAAUUGGAUCAUUUCUAGGUGUACACGAACCUCCUAUUUCGUUGGAUUACAAUUCCUACGCACGCCAACAACACUUCCGCAGAGGAUAUUUUUCAAAUGAACCAGGUUAUUAUCUGGAAGGAGAAUUCGGUGUGCGUUUAGAAAACAUUCUCGAAGUAAUCAAGAAGUCUUGGUUGAAGCAUAUAAGUGGACAAGCUUUCCUCGGGUUUAAAGAUGUGACACUCGUACCAUUUGAACCCAAAUUGAUUAAUAUUGAUUUAUUGACCUAUCAACAUCGUCAAUGGUUGAAUGACUACAACACAAGGAUUCGUGACCUUGUCGGGCGUGAAUUAAAGGAGAAGAACAAGAUGGACGCCUUCUAUUGGAUGAUGGAGAAGACGAAACACAUUCCGGGUGCGUCUGCGCAACUACGCACAUCUCUACUCUCAGUUAUCCUGCCGGUUAUUGUUUGUUUUGUUGCCACAGUAAACAAAUAAGUGUUGUAAAAGGUAAGUGAACAUUUUAUUCAAUAUAUAAAGGUAUUUGCAUUGGUAUAUGUCGUAAUUUACAAGUUCUAUUGGGUAAAAGGGUAGUGUUUGUAGUUCUGGUGUCUUAAGUCAACUUAACCUCUCGAAAUUUUUAAUGAAAACACUUCAAAGUUGUGAUUUUGAUGAAAAAUGUUUAUAUUAUAAACGUAAAACAUUCACGCAAUGCCUUAAACUGUUACAAAGUAAACGUAGUAAGUCUAGUUGUAUGUUUGUACUUAUGUCCUAAAGUAUUAUCAAAUUUUAUAUGUGUUAUAUGUGUAAAUCAUAGCUGUAGUCUUUAUUUGUAUUUAUUGCUAGAUGAUAUUAAACCUACGGUUUCCACAAA
This is a messenger RNA of Dalotia coriaria, 2609 nucleotides long. Its product is annotated as xaa-Pro aminopeptidase ApepP-like. NCBI's taxonomy places the organism in Eukaryota, Metazoa, Arthropoda, Insecta, Coleoptera, Staphylinidae. The record is from RefSeq and is a predicted model, not a curated record. Gene Ontology annotation, molecular function: metalloaminopeptidase activity.